UUGACAGUUGCCAACUGUUUGAAAACCAUUGCUAGAACAUGUCUAUAAUGAGAACCCUAAAGAACUAUGGGUUGACAGAAUAUAUAUUUUCUCUGAAAUAAUCCGGAGAGCCGACCGUAGUCUGCCGGUUGGUUCUUCAGCUCUCAGAGGUGAAAGUAUCUUGCCUUUGGCGCCGGUCUAAGCUCGCCGGUACAUUGCUGGGGCCGGGGUGCGGCCUCUUGGUAAGGACACCCACCACCAUCAUACCCAUACCAUACCGUACCACACAACUGCAUUUGCACCGAGAUACCAGACAUUGUCGUAUAGUUCUUCAUUCGCGCAAUACUACGACACAUUCACAUUGAAAAUGAUGGAGCGCUACUGCCACAGCUGUUCGCGCGUACUUGUACUUUUGGCUAUCGCCCACCUGGGCUACACUCAAGUACCUCCCCGGCUCCACAUACCCGGCGCAGUACUCGUAGGCAACUACCCGGCUGCAUUACCGCCAAUCACACGUCGACUUGACGGUGGAGGCGGACCCCCACCACGUCUGCGCCGUCCCCCACCCCCACAGAACCUGCCUCCUUUGAGGGAGGUGCGACCCGUCACUGAAGAGGACGAGGACAACUACGCUCCACCCUCUCAAAGCAUCGCCUCGUUCGAUAGUGAGGUGAAUAAACUGAGCGAAUCGGCUCUGGCUUCAGCGGUGAGACAGGCUGAGGAUGAUGAACAGCAUUCGCAGAGGCCGCAACAGGUGCAAGUGCAGUUCAGGCCGGAAAAGCCAAUCCCGGUGACUAGAGAUCAAAUUAGGGAAAAACAAUCUCCACUAGACCUUCCAAUAUUCAGGCCACAACAGCAAAGGCCAGCUCCAAACCAAAGACAAGAGCAGCAGCAACGACCCGUUUCAAGGCCCCCUCCACCACCGAGACCUGUUAGGCCAGUAGUGAGACAGGAAAUCGAUGAUGAGGAGGAAAAUGUACCUAGGCAACAAACUAGACAAAAGCCGAGGCCUCAAGCUCCACCACAACAGGUCUACCGUGCCGCGCCCCACCACACUCAGUACAAAGCGGGGCCGAGAAACGCCGAAGACAACGAGUAUCAAAAACAGAGGAAGCCCGUGGUGCAAAUCCUGAAAAAAUAUCGGACGGACAACCCUGAUGGUAGCAUCACCUGGGGAUUCGAGAAUGAGGAUGGUACCUUCAAAGAAGAGACGCUGGGCACGGAUUGUACUAUCAAGGGAAAGUAUGGAUACGUUGACCCUGAAGGAGUCAGAAGAGAAUUUGAAUAUGAAGCAGGCAAUAAAUGCGAUCCCAACCGCAAAGACAUUGACGAAGACGAUGAAGACUUGCCUCCUCAACCACCACCACAACAUAAGAAACCUCACAAUACAGGAAAGCCACAAGUUCAGUUCAGGCCCCAACAGUUGGCACAGCCACAGUACUAGGUUUAAAUAAUUAUCAUAUCACAGAUAUUUCAAAACAUCAUACAGAUUUUUUUGGCAGUGAUGAAGACACAGUGAUUAACAUAUGGUUCAAGCAUGUAAUCAACCAGUCAAAUAGGCAGAUAGUUGCUACAAUUAGUCAAUAUGUGGUAGUGCGGCACAUGUUGCUAACCAUGUGAAUUUCGCUAAAAAUGAGAUUCAUACAUCAGUUGACAAAAAUUAAAUAUUGUAUCAUAUUUUCGAGUCCAAAAGAAUGUCAGUGUCAUGUUGCCUUUUCUUUGAGAAAUAGUAUUGUAUCUGGUAAACGUUGAUGCUUUUGAUAAUUUAUAUUUAUUUUUCUAAGUUGAUGGAAGAUUUUCAAACUGGAUGUACAAUGUCUAGGUGUUUUCCAAUAUUAACAAAAUAAGAAAAACACUGUAACAUAAUUUUGUACUGUUGUAAUAAAUAUACAAUUAUAAA
Molecule: messenger RNA, 1879 nt
Organism: Acanthoscelides obtectus
Lineage: Eukaryota; Metazoa; Arthropoda; Insecta; Coleoptera; Chrysomelidae
Source: the annotation of a GenBank genome assembly